AUGGCUGAAGUCAGCAUCGACCAGUCCAAGCUGCCGGGAGUGAAGGAAGUGUGUCGAGAUUUCGCUGUCUUGGAGGACCACACCCUGGCCCACAGUCUGCAGGAACAGGAGAUUGAGCAUCAUUUGGCAUCAAACAUUCAGCGAAACCGUUUGGUCCAGCAUGACCUCCGGGUGGCUAAGAAACUGCAAGAGGAGGAUCUGAAAGCUCAGGCUCAGCUUCAGAAGCGCUACAAAGACCUUGAACAACAGGACUGUGAAAUUGCUCAGGAAAUCCAAGAAAAGCUGGCUAUUGAGGCAGAGAGACGGCGCAUUCAGGAGAAGAAGGAUGAGGACAUAGCUCGCCUUCUGCAAGAAAAGGAGUUACAGGAAGAGAAAAAGCGAAAGAAACACUUCCCAGAAUCCUCUGGAGGGAAUGCUUAUGGAGAAAGUUACUAUUAUGAAGAUGGAGGAAUGAAGCCGAGGGGCAUGAAAGAAUCAGUCUCUACUCCAUCGCGAGUUACCCCCAAAAAUCAGGAAUGGUAUGAUGCUGAAAUUGCCAGAAAACUGCAAGAAGAAGAAAUUUUGGCUACCCAGGUGGAUCUGAGAGCAGCUCAAGUGGCCCAGGACGAGGAAAUUGCUAGACUUUUAAUGGCUGAAGAAAAGAAAGCUUACAAGAAAGCCAAGGAGAAAUCGUCAUUGGACAAACGAAAACAUGAUCCCGAUUGUAAGCCCAAAACAGCUAAAUCAGCCCACUCAAAGACAAAAGACAGUGAUGAACCUCACCGCUCUAAGAAUGACAGGCCUGCAAGGCCGCCACCACCUACCAUGACAGAUGCUGAGGAUUUGGAUUACACUUAUUCCACACGCCAUUUCUCAAAAUCAGAGUCCUCUCAUAAAGGUUUCCAUUAUAAGCAGUAA
This is a messenger RNA of Pipistrellus nathusii (Nathusius's pipistrelle), 897 nucleotides long. The record is from the annotation of a GenBank genome assembly. Lineage: Eukaryota; Metazoa; Chordata; Mammalia; Chiroptera; Vespertilionidae.